Pteropus alecto (black flying fox) is the source of this 1553-nucleotide messenger RNA. RefSeq names its product TNF receptor superfamily member 8 (gene TNFRSF8). The record is from RefSeq and is a predicted model, not a curated record. Gene Ontology annotation, biological process: signal transduction. The coding region runs from base 66 to 1523 and encodes 485 amino acids. Gene Ontology annotation, molecular function: transmembrane signaling receptor activity; protein binding. Lineage: Eukaryota; Metazoa; Chordata; Mammalia; Chiroptera; Pteropodidae. The transcript is spliced from 12 exons.
AUGACCUCGUGGAGAAGCAGCCAUGUUCCUGGAACUCCUCCCGUGUCUGUGAGUGCCGGGCUGGCAUGUUCUGUGUCACAUCAGCCACCAACUCCUGUGCCCGCUGCUCCCCGCACUCUGUCUGCCCCAAAGGGAAGAUUGUCAAGUUCCAGGGUACAGCGGAGAGGGACACAGUCUGCGAGCGGCCCUCCCUAGGGACCAGCCGUGACUGCAGCUCCAGCCCGGAGGACUGUAAGGCGCUGGCCAGUGACACCACCCCCCACGCCAAACCCAUCCUGACCUCAGCAAGCUCCGAUGCCAAGACCACGCUUCUUGGAGGGGACCUCACCCCGGAAGAUGAUUCCAAAAUGAUGAGGGCUCCCGGCUCUGCCCACUCCGCGGGGAAGCCCGGGCCGGAGCCAGGGCUGUCCCCACAGCAGCCGUGCCCUCAGGGGUCCCCUAACUGCAGGAAGCAGUGCGAGCAGGACUACUACCUGGACAGGGACGGCCGCUGCACGGCCUGCGUGAGCUGUUCAAGAGAUGACCUCGUGGAGAAGACGCCUUGCACGUGGAACUCCUCCCGCGUCUGCGAAUGUCGACCUGGCAUGUUCUGCGUCACACUGGCUACCAACUCCUGUGCCCGCUGCGUCGCCUGUCCUGUCUUCCCACCAGGGAUGGUCCAGGGUACAGCUGAGCGGGACACCACCCAUGAACCACCUCCCCUGGGGACUCACCUCAACUGCAGCACCAACCCAGAGGACAUCAAAACGCCCGCCAGCCCUGUCCCCUCCCGGAUGCCCCUGUCCAAGGGGCAUGGAGGGGGUGUCACCCCCCCCUCGGGGUACAACUCCAUCUCAACGAGUGCUGCCGUCUCUUCCUCCUCCACGGGAAGGCCCCGUCUGGUUUCAGGACCCGCGCUCCUCUGUCUGAUCCUCGUGCUGGUCGUGGUCGUCGGCUCCAGCUCCUUCUUCCUGUGCCACCGCAGGGCCUGCUGGAAGUGGAUUCGGCAGAAGCUCCACCUGUGCUACCCAGUCCAGACCUUCCGGCCCAAGCCGGAGCCCGUGGGUUCUAGGCCCCAGAGGAAUCCCAUACAGCUGAAGGGGAGCGUAUCGGUGACAGAGCCCUGCGCAGACGAGCUGAGGUUAAUGAGCCCCCUGGCCGUGGCGACCUGCCCCGACGUGGGGACAACCUGCCUGGAAAGGCUGCAGCUGCUGGAUGCCAGCCCAGCUAGCAGCCCCCCGUCCCUUGGGGACGUUCCUGAGCCCCGGGUCACCGCGGAGCAUACCAAUAACAGGAUUGAGAAAAUCUAUAUCAUGAAGGCCGACACAGUGAUUGUGGGGACCGUGAAGACGGAGGUGCCCGAGGGCCGGGGCCUGGCGGGGCCGGCAGAGCCUGAGCUCGAAGAGGACCUGGAAGUGGACCAUGCGCCUCACUACCCGGAGCAGGAGACCGAACCGCCUCUGGGCAGUUGCGGGAGUGUCAUGUUUUCGGUCGAGGAGGAGGGAAAGGAGGACCCCUUGCCCAUGACUGCCUCUGAGAAAUGAGGCCUGGCCCGGGCUGGGGCUGAGGGCUGC